AUGAGGACCAUUGCUCUUUUCUCUCGCUUUUUUCUUGCUCGCUCUCCAUUUUCUUUCUCUCUCUCUCCAUUUUCUUUCUCUCGCUCUCCAUUUUCUUUCUCUCGCUCUCCAUUUUCUUUCUCUCUCGCUCGUUCUCCUUUUUCUUUCUCUCUCGCUCGUUCUCCUUUUUCUUUCUCUCUCGCUCGUUCUCCUUUUUCUUUCUCUCUCGCUCGUUCUCCUUUUUCUUUCUCUCUCGCUCGCUCUCCUUUUUCUUUCUCUCUCGCUCGCUCUCCUUUUUCUUUCUCUCUCGCUUUCGCUCUCCUUUUUUCUUUCUCUCUCCUUUCGCUUUCGCUCUCCUUUUCUUUCUCUCUCUUCCGCUUUCGCUCUCCUUUUCUUUCUCUCUCCUCGCUUUCGCUCUCCUUUUCUUUUCUCUCUCCUUUUCUUUCUCUCGCUCUCCUUUUCUUUCUCUCUAAGCUCUCCUUUUCUUUCUCUCUCGCUCUCCUUUUUCUUUCUCUCUCGCUCUCCUUUUUCUUUCUCUCUCGCUCUCCUUUUUCUUUCUCUCUCGCUCUCCUUUUUCUUUCUCUCUCGCUCUCCUUUUUCUUUCUCUCUCGCUCUCUCGCUCUCCUUUUUCUUUCUCUCUCGCUCGCUCGCUCCCCUUUUUCUCUCUCCCCUUUUUCUCUCGCUCGCUCUCUCGCUCUCCUUUUUCUCUCGCUCGCUCGCUCCUUUUUUCUUACACCAUUUAUAAUCAAAUGA
Messenger RNA from Acanthosepion pharaonis, 732 nucleotides. NCBI's taxonomy places the organism in Eukaryota, Metazoa, Mollusca, Cephalopoda, Sepiida, Sepiidae. The record is from the annotation of a GenBank genome assembly.